This is a messenger RNA of Myripristis murdjan (pinecone soldierfish), 5389 nucleotides long. RefSeq names its product KN motif and ankyrin repeat domains 1a (gene kank1a). Gene Ontology annotation, molecular function: protein binding. Lineage: Eukaryota; Metazoa; Chordata; Actinopteri; Holocentriformes; Holocentridae. Bases 352 to 4371 code for a protein of 1339 amino acids. Gene Ontology annotation, biological process: negative regulation of actin filament polymerization. The transcript has 12 exons. The record is from RefSeq and is a predicted model, not a curated record. Gene Ontology annotation, cellular component: cytoplasm; cytoskeleton.
UUUUCUCUCGGUGGUUACAUUCAUCAGCGGCUUUCCAUCAGUUGACGGACUCGCCGCUUUCAAAAGCCCAAGCGGUUUGAUGGUUUUGAUACGGCGUUCAAUGGAAACACCUUUUUCUUUGGGGCGGCUGUUUGAUGCUCAUCUUGUGGUUGAAAGCCCCCGAGGCCUGGAGGUGUCAUUCCCGCUCCCUGGUGAUGCCUGGCUCCUUUUGUUCCCAGGAUUUGGACCGUGGCACAGCUGGGGCUGCGGGCCCUGGAGUUUGCAGGCUGCAUGGUAAGCUGGACUUGAUGCAUGGCAGUUGCAUGACCCCAGCUGGUCUUGUUGUGGGACUAAGAGCGCACAGCUGCAACCAUGGCUCAAACCAUGCACGUGAAUGGCAAUGGCCCAGAGAGAGGACAGAGAUGCCCAAGCACAGAGGACGAGAAGGAGUCUGUGGCCCCCUAUUAUGUUGAAACCCCCUAUGGUUAUCAACUAGACCUGGACUUCCUCAAGUAUGUGGAUGACAUUGAGAGGGGUAACACAAUUAAGAAACUGAGUAUCCAGAGGAAACCCAAAGUGGCUAAACCCUUGGCAGUGCCUCGGGGCAGCACUGGCGGGGGCAGCACUCAGGCUGAAUGGACCUCCACAGACUCCCUGUCCUCCUCCAACAGCGACGACACCAAGCAGUCCCCAGUGUUCUUCAGCUCCAGGCCCCAGGUCGCCCCACCACUGACUCCCACCCUGAGGAGGGCAGCCGCAGCCUAUGAGCCUUCCCUGCAGCAGUCCUACUUGAGUGUCUCAGAGCCCAAGCAGCUCCUGCCACCUCAGUCACCCAGGGUUGCCCCUCGUCACAACCCCCAAGUGGAGAAGACCCUAAUGGAGACCCGUCGCCGACUCGAGCAGGAGCGUCUGCUUAUGCAGCCUCCCCACAGUGAGCCUCCUGUCCCCCGCCGUCGUCUCGCCAGCUUCGGAGGCAUGGGCUCCAGUAGCUCCCUGUCCUCCUUCUCAGGCUCCAUGGCCCCAAGCCAGAUCUCCCCAAGUGCCCAUCAACCUCUGCCCAUUAACGGCCACCUCCCCAAUGGAGAGUACAACCCCUACUACCCCGCUUCCAUGGGCAGCUCCAUCCGCCACAGCCCCAUGAGCUCUGGUGUGACGACUCCAGUGACAAAUGUCAGCCCGCUGCACCUGCAACACAUCCGGGAGCAGAUGGUGGUAGCCCUCAAGAGGCUGAAAGAGCUCGAGGAGCAGGUGAAAACCAUUCCUAUCUUACAGGUCAAGAUUGCUGUUCUCCAAGAAGAGAAAAGACAGCUGGCUGCUCAAUCCAAGAAUCAGGGUCUUUCUGGUGGCUUCCGUAAGCGCUCUUACAGUGUUGGCAGUGCUGACCAGAUGGAGAGCCCGGGUCCUGUGCAGAAGGAAACAGAGCUGCACAUUGUGGAGCCUGAAGUCCAGGAACAGAAUGCUCAGAGGUUGGAGGAGUUUAGGCGCUUAGCUGCCGAGGUCCAAGCUCUGGAGAAGACGACCCAAGACAAUAAUGGAAUUGAAAUUAGGCAAAUUGAACCCACCCUCACGCAAAACAAGGCUCACCAAAAAUCCAUUGGUGUUGUUACUGAUGAAAACAUGAACAACCUUACUGUCACUCAGAGAAAGCCAACAAGAGAACAUUGUUCUCGGGAUGCAGCGGUUGUGACAGAGCGGCAGGAAACACACAGCACUGGGGUUGGCGUGACCGAGGCCAUGCUGGGCAUGACCAGUGAAGCCGAGAAAGAGAUUGAGCUCCAGCAACAGACCAUUGAAGCCCUGAAGGAAAAAAUUUACCGCUUGGAGGUACAGCUGAAAGAAACCACUCACCAGAUGGAGAUGGGGAAGCUAAAACUGGAGCUUCAAGCAGCUGGUGGGUCAAAUAAGAAGAAAGCAGACAAAGGUUCAAUGGCCAGGCCUGAGAUGUACAGUGCCUGUGUGGAGGCCAAAGUCCAGAUGCACAACCAAGGAGUGGGUAACCACCUGGAGUUCAGUCAUGCUAGCACAGCUAAGACUCUACACACACAUACCAUAGGAGUGUCUUGUCAACCCAGUAUGCACAAUAUUGCCGUUGGCCCAGAGGUUCCUAUGGAGCGAUGGGUAGUCCAUGAAAAAGUGGAGGUGAAUGACCAGUGUGUGGGGAGACAAAUAGAGAUGUGCAACCAGAGUGUAGGCGUGGAGAUGAACGUUUGUGAGGUGGGAGUUAACACAGAGGAAUCAGUGGAUAGCUUGGCCCUUUGCAAACCUAUGGCAGAGCUGAGCAAGGAGUCUAGAUCAAUUGGCUGCGGAGAUUGUUCAGUGGAUGUGGUCAUUCGCCCUGUCAAGAAGCUGGUGUCUCAGGGAACCAACCCAGAACUUGUUCGCAAAGUGAACACUGGUGUCAUGGUCACUCCUGAGUCCGUAUCGCAACAAACCAAUACAGAGACAGAGGCUGUGAGCAAGGCCACCAACACAAAAACAGCUGUCCUGACUGACUCUUUCACAAACACAGUGAAAAAGAGAACUUCUGACAAACACACCAGCACGGUCGUGACCGAAACUAGGACCGUCGCUGCUGGGGAAGGACUUGUCAAAGACGUUCAUGCAACGAAGAUGCGUUCUGUUGCUGUGGGAACGACAGAUGUAGAGUCAUUCCUAGGCAAAUCAACCUCUGCUAAAACCAAAGAUUGCGGGGUGGGACCAAUUAGCGUUUAUGAGAACUUCUUGGUUGGCUUAAAAACCAGGAACAUAGCCUGUGGCCCCUCCCAGCCAACUGAAUUUGUCAAAAGCAGCAGCAAGGACACUACAGAAACUGCCCAGAGCGCUCUGACAGAAACUACCCAGAGCGCUGCGGGACUGGAUCACUACAUUGAGAGGGUGCAGAAGCUAUUGCAGGAGCAGCAGAUGCUACUAGCAGAGAACUACAGUGAACUAGCAGAUGCCUUCGGCCAGCCUCAAACCCAGUUUGGUUCCAUCAACAGCCAGAUAGUCAACACCCUUUCUUCUAUCAACUCAGUCGUUAAAUAUGGAAGCGCUGAGGACAUCCUGAAGCUGCAACCAGACUCUGUUGCCACAAACAAAGAUGGCAGUCUGCAGAGCCUUGGGACGGAGCUGUCGCAGGUGGAGACGACCUCCGCAGGCGGGGCUCCAGCAGAAAACCCGGCCAGCUCGCCUGCGCAGCAUCAGGAGAUCAGCGCAGCCGAGCAGAAGAACCGUAUGGACCAGCAGAUGUCCUCAGCACUACAUGGGCAGCCGUGCAGCCAGAGCACCCUGAAGUCCAUCAUGAAGAAGAAAGACGGCCGGCCCGGCUCGAACGGCACCAAAAAGAACCUGCAGUUCGUCGGGGUGAACGGAGGGUAUGAAACUACUUCAAGUGACGAGUCCAGCUCAGAGGAGAGCAGCUCCUCUGGGUCGGAGGAAGAGGAGGAGGAGGAGGAGCAGGAGAAAGAGUACGGAGGAAAGGAGGAAUACAGGAACGUGGAGGGAAAGACGAUCCGGGAGGAGAUCCAGCCUGAGGGAGCGGUGGAUGUGGACAGGAGGGAGGAAGAGGAAGGUCCGGAGAAGCAGGAGAGCAGAGAGAGGUACGAGCUAAGUGAAAAGAUGCUGGCUGCAUGCAAUGUUCUCAAAACUCACCUCGGCGACCCCAAAGCUGUGACCAGCAAAGAUCUGAGACUUUGCCUCAACACGGUGCAGCACGAGUGGUUCCGUGUGUCCAGCCAGAAGGCGGCGGUGGCGGCCAUGGUGGAGGACUACCUGCAGGCCUUCGGCGCCGUCUCGCCGGCCGUGCUGCGCCACAUCGUCAACAUGGCCGACGGCAACGGCAACACGGCGCUGCACUACAGCGUCUCGCACUCCAACUUCCAGGUGGUCAAGAAGCUGCUGGACGCAGAUGUGUGUAACGUGAACCAGCAGAACAAGGCGGGCUACACGCCCAUCAUGCUCGCUGCCCUGGCGGCCGUGGAGGCGCCCAAGGACAUGCGCAUCGUGGAGGAGCUCUUCAGCAAGGGCGACGUCAACGCUCGAGCCAGCCAGGCUGGUCAGACGGGGCUGAUGCUGGCUGUCAGUCACGGCAGGAUGGACAUGGUUCGGGCCCUGCUGGCUCAGGGGGCCGACGUCAACAUCCAGGACGACGAGGGCUCCACGGCGCUGAUGUGCGCCAGCGAGCACGGCCACGUCGAGAUCGUCAAGCUGCUGCUGGCCCAGCCCGGCUGCGACGCCACGCUCAGCGACAGCGAUGAGAGUAAUGCCCUGUCCAUAGCUCUGGAAGCGGGACACAAGGACAUUGCCGUGUUGCUUUACGCGCAUGUCAACUUCUCCAAAGCCCAGUCACCGGGGACCCCUCGACUCAGCAGAAAGACGUCACCCAGUCCGACUCGGAGGGGCAUGUUUGACUAGCGGUCCCGCCUCUGCCCACAAACCCUGCGCUGCUAUUGGUUCACGCUGACCGACGCCUCAUCCACCGCUGGAUGAGGGAUCCAGUCCCAGGCACCAACCAACCAACCAACCAACCAACCAACCAAUGAGAUUUCUGGAAGUACUUUUAUAUGCACACUUGCCUCCAUGAUGAGCCCAAAGUGCCCUUUGAUACUGAAUGUAACCAGCUGGUGCCUGAAGUCCAAAUAAAUAACCAAUCACCAGAGUCCAGACUGCCAUGGAGCAAGUUUCAGCUACCAAUGCCAUUUGAUUUCUUUUUUUUUUUUUUUCUUUUCAAUCUGACUACAAAUGUGACUUCUUUUCUUUUAAAUUCCUAAAGCUCUAUGUUGAUCAUUCAGGAGCACCGAGACGUCGUCAUUGUUAAUUUUUUUUUUUUUUUUUUUUUUUUUUUUGAGUGUUCAGAGCAUCACAGGAGAAAGAUGUGGAAUAACAAUCACAUUCACCCACAUGUUUAGAGUAAAUGUUCCCUGUAUAUAUUAAAUCGCUCUCUCUUUUUUUCCCGGGCCUGUAGGUGUGACUGUGUGUGUGUGUGUGUGUGUGUGCAGCGAGCACUCCAGCACAGCACAGCACAGCACAGCACACACAGCUCAUGUGGAUGAAUGCAUCAAUGAAUAGAUGUGACCUAGACUGGAGAAAUUCUACUUUUAUACAAAUACUUUGUAUCUAUUUAAAAGAAAAUCACAGUAUUUUGAAUAUUUCCUAUUACUACUUAACGAUCCAUGAAGUUAUAUAUUUAUCGAGGUAUAGUUUUUAAUGCAGAUAUAUGUAUUUCAUUGUAUAUACUGUGGUUGUUAGCUGCCUGUUAUCUUUUUUUUUUCUUGUCGUCUUGUGUCCAGUUUCUUUCCGUCUCCAUCGCUGAUGUGUAAUAAGCUAUCUGUCCUCCGCUAGUAUUCAACAAGGUACUGACUUUCAACCUAAAUUGAGAAUUGAAGUGCCUGAGACUUUGCCAUAUAACAAUAAACGCAAUUAAAGAAUUAUA